AAUGUUUCAACUGCAUGCUUAUGAUUUAAGGAUGGUUUUCCCGGUUUCGCCUUCAUUUAUUGCCGUAUUAUCGAUGCUUUUCGUGACUUCCAAUCCUUAAUCUUCACUGCAAAUUGCACAUGUCAAAGUCGAGCGAAAGCAGUACUAAAAAGAGACCCCAUAACAACAAAAAGUCCCAAGGAGAUCAACUCUCAGUCAGUCCCUCCCCUGCACGGCAUUCGCUAUAUAUUUAUAUAUAUAUAUAUAUAUAUAUAUCCGUGUGUCCUUAACCAUCAACAUAGAGAGAUAUCUCCUACACUCUCUCAAACCCAAUGGACUGGUUCUCCUGGCUGUCGAAAACCGGUCUCGACCCUUCUGUCGUCUACGAGUACGGCCUCUCUUUCACGCACAACGAGCUCGAACAGGAAGACAUCUGCCACUUCACCCAUGAGUUCCUGCAAAGCAUGGGAAUAUCCAUAGCCAAGCACAGGCUGGAGAUUAUCAAACUCGCCCGGAAGGAGAACAAGGAGAUCAUGAUGAAACCUCCCCCUAUCUCGAGGCUCCUCUCAGCAAUCAAGACCACGAGGAGCUGUCUCACAAAGUACAUGAGAGCAAUGUCUCUCUGCGAAGAUUCGACUCUCGCUAUUGUGCCGAGGCCAAGGAGUUAUAGCAGCGGGAGGCUGAGAGGGGCGGUGCUGAGGAAGCAUCAGAAGCUGGGAAUGGCACAUAAUGGCAAGCAAAGGAGGCUGCUGCUCACGAAUGGGAGCGAGACUCCAAUGGCGGUUUCUGCUCCGAGGCUGCAGAGCUUCUCGAGUCCUCUGGUGUAUGCCAUUGGCGAAGAGGAGAAGGUCGGAGCUGAGAGCGACCGGUACUGGUCUGCCAUGGGGGUGGAAGAGAUGAGGUGGGAUAGUAUGUUUCAAGAUUUGAAACCAACAUAAAGAUUCCUAUGUCCUCUUCUGUUGGUGCUGGUUUUCCUCCUCCUGUUACUAUGGUAUGCGUCUUGAGUUAGAAUUUGAUGGUGUGAGAUGCGUUUUAGGUUCUUCCACCAUAGAUUUUUGGUCCUUUUUUUUUUUUUUGCCCUUUUUUUCCUUUUCCUUUUCCUUUUCCUUUUUUGGUGCUUUUUUUCAGUACGGUGGGAUCAUGCAGAAGAGAAACUUUACCAGCAAGCUUCUGUAUCAGCAAUGAGAUUGUCUUCCCUUUGCUUUUGCAAGCCCUCA
Molecule: messenger RNA, 1196 nt
Organism: Punica granatum (pomegranate)
Lineage: Eukaryota; Viridiplantae; Streptophyta; Magnoliopsida; Myrtales; Lythraceae
Source: RefSeq, a predicted model, not a curated record